Orcinus orca (killer whale) is the source of this 10176-nucleotide messenger RNA. RefSeq names its product protein-glucosylgalactosylhydroxylysine glucosidase (gene PGGHG). NCBI's taxonomy places the organism in Eukaryota, Metazoa, Chordata, Mammalia, Artiodactyla, Delphinidae. The record is from RefSeq and is a predicted model, not a curated record. Gene Ontology annotation, biological process: carbohydrate metabolic process. Gene Ontology annotation, molecular function: catalytic activity.
CUGCUGCCGGCACCCCACCCCGUACCCAGCCGGCCUCCUGGAGGGUGAGGCCCGCCGGCUGAGGCCUCCUCCCUUCCCGCCAGCUGGACGGCUUCGAGGCAGUGCGCCCGGAGAGAGCUGGAAGGGACUGAGGCCCUAAGGCCCCUCCGCUGAGCCAACCUUGCCAUGGAGGAUGCUGGCAAGGACGCCACCAGAUUCACUGCCCAUUCUCUGCCCAGUGACCCCCGGCUCUUGGCCACCGUGACCAAUGCCUACUUGGGCACACGCGUGUAUCAUGAGACACUGCAUGUGAGCGGAGUGUACAAUGGGGCUUGGGGGGAUACGCACCGGGCCAUUCUGCCCAGUCCCCUCAAUGUCCAGCUGGAGGCCCCUGCAGGAUCAGGAGAGCAGCUGACCAAGACCUUUGUCCUGGACACUAACACAGGCUCCUUUCUGCACACCCUGGAGGGCCCCAGCUUCCGGGCCUCCCAGCGCAUCUAUGCCCACCGCACGCUGCCUCACGUCCUGGCCUUCAGUGUGUCCAUCACCCGCUUGGCCACAGGGAGCUGGCCCAUCACCGUGCUGCUGCAGUCAACCUUCUCCCCAGAAAGCCCGGACCUGGACCUGCAUCUGGGUCCUGACUUCCAGGGAGCCCGGUACCUGUACGGCCACACACUCACCCCCGAGCAGCCUGGGGGGGCACAGCAGGAGGUGCACAUGCUGUGGACGCCGGUGCCCCCAGCCUUGACCCUUGGGGAAGGGGAGGAGGAUGGGACGUGGGAGUUCCUGACAGUGGUGGGUGGCAGCCAGGCCGAAGCCCAGGCCUGCCUCGCCGAUGCCCUGCAGCUGCAGGCCAGGCGCACUCUCUACAUGGCCCAUGCACAGGCCUGGGCCCAGCUCUGGGCAGGCUGUGGCCUGGAUGUGGAGGGGCCCCUGCGUCUGCGCCAGGCCCUGCGUGGAGCUCUCUACUACCUGCUCAGUGCCCUGCCCCAGCCCGGGGCCCCAGGAUACGUCUGCCACGGCCUCAGCCCAGGCGGCCUCUCCAACGGGAGCCGUGAGGAAUGCUACUGGGGCCACGUCUUCUGGGACCAGGACCUCUGGAUGUUCCCCAGUAUCCUGAUGUUCCACCCGGAGGCCGCCAGGGCUCUCCUGCAGUACCGCAUCCGGACGCUCGGUGGAGCCCUGUACAACGCCCAGAACCUAGGCUACCAGGGAGCCAAGUUUGCCUGGGAGAGCGCGGGCUCCGGCCUGGAGGUCUGCCCUGAGGCCAUUUAUGGGACCCAGGAGAUCCACAUCAACGGGGCCGUGGUGCUGGCCUUCCGGCUGUACUACCACACCACCCAGGACUUGCAGCUGUUCCGAGAGGCUGGGGGCUGGGAUGUGGUCAGUGCCGUGGCUGAGUUUUGGUGCAGCCGCGUAGAGUGGAGCCCCGGGGAGGAGAAGUUCCACCUGAAGGGAGUCAUGCCCCCUGACGAAUACCAUUCAGGGGUCGACAACUCCGUGUACACCAAUGUCCUGGUCCAGAACAGCCUGCGCUUUGCUGCUGCCCUGGCCCAGGACCUGGGUCAGCCCGUCCCCAACCAGUGGCUGGUGGUGGCUGAUAAGAUCAAGGUGCCCUUUGACCCGAAACUGAACUUCCACCCUGAGUUUGAUGGGUACCAGCCUGGAGAGGAGGUGAAGCAGGCAGAUGUUGUGCUCCUGGGGUACCCCAUCCCCUUCCCCCUGAGUCCUCAAGUUCGCAGGCAAAACCUGGAGAUGUAUGAGGCUGUGACGUCCCCCCAGGGCCCUGCCAUGACCUGGAGCAUGUUUGCAGUGGGCUGGAUGGAGCUGAAGGACCCCGGGCGGGCAUGGGACCUCCUGCAGAGGAGCUUCGCCCACGUCACGGAGCCCUUCAAGGUGUGGACGGAGAAUGCAGACAGGUCGGGUGCCGUGAACUUCCUGACAGGCAUGGGGGGCUUCCUGCAGGCGGUGCUCUUUGGGGUCACGGGAUUCAGGAUCACUGAGGCCGGUUUGACCUUCGACCCCAUGUGUCCAGCGGGGAUCUCCAGAGUGUGCGUUUCUGGCAUCUCCUACCAGGGGAGCAAGCUUGACUUUUCCUUCUCUGAAGGGUCUGUGACAGUUGAGGUCACUGCCCGAGCAGGGCCCUGGGCCCCCCCGCUGGAGGCUGAGCUGUGGCCAUCACAGAAUCGGCUCCCCCUGUCCCCAGGACACAAGGUCUCCUUUCCCUGCUCAGCUGGCCGGAUACAGAGGUCACACCUGUAGGAAGCAGGGGCAGCAAGUUCUCCCCAAGAGUUUCCUGGGAAGAUUGUUUGAAGACAUUAAGCAUCUGCGCAGAGCCCACAGGACCCCCUCUGGGACACCCUUGGGCCCUCCAGCCCCACCGAGUCGCCCCCGCCCCCCGCCCAGUCCUGCCCCCUCCCCCAAAACGACCAGGGCUAUUGGCUUCAGGGAUGUCUCUCAGGCCUCCCCCCGGCCACUCCCUCUGCGGGUGCCCCUGCUGGCUGCACCCACCCCUCCUCAACGCCCUCCCAGCCUGCCGCCCCCUCCCACCCUCCUCCACACGGCAACCAGGCUCACGGGUUCCAAGGAAAGUCUGGACUCUUUGGCCCAAGUUCAAGACUCUGCCUCUAGCCUGAGACCCUCCCCAGCCUAACCCCCCAUAGAUGGUCAGCUUUCUUGCAGCCUCACACAGCAUGUCUGUUCCCGCCCUCCCUCAGUGCCCCUUCCCUAGGACCCCACAGGGUGAGGUGGGAGAAGGGCCAGCGGUUCUGCGAAGACAGAGGCAGAUGCCAGCCUUGAUGGGGAGCACGGCAGGAUGAGGGGCGUGGGGGAGACUCAGUCUCCUGUGGGAUUACUUGGGACACCGCAUCGCAGCUUCACAAAGGACCCUUCUGUGUCACACGAGGGAGCAUCAGGUAUGGCUGGGUCCAGGUGCUCCUGGGCUGUUGUGAGCACUCGGCAUCCUCAGUCCUUGGGUCCUCUUGCCUCUGGGCCACUUCAGUCAAGUCGGAUGGUCUCUGUCACAUGCCUUUCCUCAGCCAGGAAGGCAGGGGAGUGGGGUGUGGAGCAAGACCCUGCAUUUCCUCUGACCAGCCAGAAGGACUGGGGCCGGGUGUGCGUGAGUUCCAGGCCAUGGCCCUGGGCCCACCUGUCCUGGGCAGGCUGCCCUCAGCCGAGGCUCUGCCCACUGUCUCUUCCUGGGCUUCAGCCCCUCAGUUGGUACAGCAGACUUGGGUUUCCCCAGGGUGAGGCGAGAUGGUGUCUGCCAUGGAAAUCCUGGCGAGGGCCGAGCCUGCUGCAGCAGAUCUGCCUGAGGAAUGGGCAAGCUUUGUCUGCUGUGAGGAGCUGGCGAGCUCCCUGCUGAACGUGAGGGUUUCGUAAAGGAUCAAGUUUCCCUUCCACGCGGCUGGGAAGCACAGUCACUUGCUCGCUAGAGCAAGUAAGCGAGUCCCGUCAACACCUGCGCCCCUCCUUCAUCUGCAGACCGUGCUCUCUGUUCUCAGUGGAGAGUUAGCCCGAGUUCUCCAAGAAGCAGACACCAGGCAGACAAACUGUGAUGGACUGAAGCCCCAUGAGGGAGAGAGGGAAGGGGGUGGCUGCAGGGAGUGUGGCCGAGCUGCAGACCAGCUCCCUGAGGGCCUGUGGCCUCAGAAUGGAUCCCGCGACUUGGUGGGGCUCCCCCAGGGGCCCACAGGCUCUCGCUCAACCGGUGGCAGUGCUGCAAAGGCCCAGGCAGGUCUGCUGAAGCACAGCAUGGUGGCCAGGGACUGUCCCCAUGAAGCAGACAUUUGCCUUUGCAGCCCUGGAGCCAGAUGUGGGCACAGGCAUCAGCUGGGGGUGGUAGGUGGCCCUUCACCCACAGGACUGACGUAGCUUGAUACGUGCCCGUGUGUGCCGUGUGUGUGUGUGCGCGUGCACGCACACCUACCUGUGCCUGUGGAGGGGCAACCCUCCAAGGGGCCGUGACGGUGGCAGCGUGUGUGCUGGCCUGGCUGGUCCGGCCCAUGACAGCCAAUUGCCUGAACCUGACCAGGGUCCUUCAACCUGCCCAGGACACAGGCUGGAAGGGUUUCUGGUGACCUUCUGUGCCUGGCUUGACCGCGUAUUCUUUGUCCUCAGCAACUGGGCAAGGGCUGGACAAUGUCUGCUCCCCUCACCAAAUGUGGAGACCAGAAGACCAUCCCCUGCUUGGAGACAUGUACCCGGCUACACACAGGCUGACCCCUGCUCCCAGCCUCUGUGUCCAGCAUGGGUUGGUCCCUUCCUGGGCCAAACCUGGAGCUCAGUGUUGGAACGCCGUCUCCAUCCUAGUCCGAGCGCUGGCCUUGUCCUUAGUCCAAUGUAGGGCCAGUGCCCAGGAAGGGGCACUGCUCCAUCUCCACCCCAGGCCCCGGCCAGCACAACCUCUGCCUCAGGGGCUGGCUCAGAGCAGCGCACACUCAGCAGGGGGCUGGGGUACUGCCAGCCUGCGGCCGGGACUCAUCUCUGCUGGCACGCUUUAGAGACAGCUGGACCAACUGUUGGCCGUCACAAGAGGGGGGCUACUCUGGGGGCUCCAAGUACAGGAACUAGACAGAGACCCACGCCCCCAGCCCAGGCAGGGUGGGCAGGCAAAGGGAGGGAAGGGACCAUGGGUGGGGUAUUCAGAGCCCUGAGCCACCCUGUGGUUAAGGCCCCUGCAAUUAGCCUGCCCUGUCAUUGGCCCGGCCACAGCAAGGCCCAGGGGCCUCACCCCCAGCCACACAGGGUGUGCGUGUGUCUUUGGCAGCCCCCACUCUGCCAGGCUCUGCUGGGGCUGCCGGGGGGUUACAUAAGGGAGGUAACUGAUGCGAGGACGUGCACCCGCACAGAGGCACUGGGAAAACGCCCUCACCCCCCACGCCUCCCUUUCUGUACAAUCGUGCGUGUGCAGAAGGUGCUCCUGUGCACCUGUGCGUGAUGGACGUGUGCACGGGUGACGGCGUGACCAUGUCUGUGUGCCUGUGUGUCUGUGUCCAGCCCCACUGAUCCAGGAAGGAGGGAACCCACUGCCGGGACAGAUCAGAAUUAAAGGGACGCAGGGUCACAAGGACAGAGUGACCCAAAGAAGUAGGUCAACACAGGCCCAGCCCCAGACAGGAACGUGCACGACAAGGACAAGUCUCACUGGUCAGGGACUCCCCUUAGCACGUGUGCACACACGCUGACUCGGGGAUGGGCAGGCACGUGGACGCAGAGACACAGCACACACAUUCUGAAAGACAGGCCGCUAAACCACAGAGCGGCAGAGAUCAAAGCCCGACUUCUCUAACUUCAUUCUAAAAUACUCAGGCACCUCCACCCAGAAGCCGCAGGCCGCCCAGUGCCUGAGCAAAGGGGACAGUCGGGGCACCAAGCCGACAGGGCAGGGCGUCCACCAUGGACGCUGGGGGCAGUCCAGGGGGAUUUGGCUGCAGUGGUCCCUAGGGUAGCUCCCCUCAGGAAGAUACCCUCCCCCACCCCAGCCAGGAACAGUCCUGGAAGGCACUUUCUGGAGCCAGGCGCUUUUAAUUGUGAAACUGAGGCUGAGCCUGGCGGCUGGGGAGGGAGGAGCUGGCCUGGGGGCGGGGGUGGGGGGUGGGGUUAGGGGACUGGGGGCAUCGAUCGAGGUGAGGGUAAGGCCCUGGGGUCCCUGUGGAGGAUCUUCAGGGUCAGUGUUAGGUGCCCAGGCUGGGGCUGGAGGGUGGGCCUCAGGCCCGUAGGCAAGUCAGGGUUCCAGGCGAUUAGGAUGGAGCCCCUGGGGUUGGGGUCCCUGGAUCAGGGCGGUGACAGGGCCCAGCCUGUCAGUCAUAGUCUGAGUCGUCGAACUUGGUGCUGAAGAAGGCGGCGGAGCCCUGGGCCAGCCGGGACAGGUGCAGGGCGCCGGUCACCACCAGCACCAGCAGCAGUAGAGGCGGCACCAGAGCCCACACCGUGGCCAGGAUGUUGUAGCACUUGGCUUUGGAGCCGAGCCGCCGGGCUGCUUCCAGAUCUCCAGUCACCUUCUGGUCUCGGGCCUGCGGGCCAACAGCAGGGCCAGCUCUCUACACCUGCCUGGGGCCUGGGUGGGGCCUGCCACCCAGUCCCAGGCAGCCGCUGGGUCCACACCUUGGAGGACCCGAGCUGGACCCAAAAUCUAGAUGGAGGGGUGUGGCCUGAGAGGAUAUUGCCCGGGCUCCACCCACUCCCUUCACUGUCCCCAGCUGGGCACAUGGGCUUGGCCCGCCCAGGGGGCCUUGGGUCAUCAGGGGCUCAGCCUAAAGUGGGGCUGAAAGGAGACCCUGCAUCUUCCCACUCCAGCUAUGGACCCAGUGGCCCUCCCAGGCCAGCAUCAGCCUCCAAGGACCUCCGAGGGUAGGGAGUUCUCAGAGGUGCUGAGAGCGUUUGAUGGAAGAGACGCCCUUGGAUAAGGCCCCAUCGACCCUGGGCUCUUCGGGACAAACUAGACCCCCCAUUUCGGUUUUAUGAACAGCACCCCAGCCUCAGUGGAGAAGCCCUCAUGAGGGAGGGGCUCCCACCACCGUCAGGCUGACGGAUGGCCCCGUGGAUACUCCUGCACCCCAACUUGAUAAGCAGCCCCCGUGAGAUGCUCUUGGGCCCCCUCGAAGCGCCCCAAGGCCCACCUUGAUGGAGUAGGCCAGCGCCAGGAAGCCGAGGCAGCACAGGUUCAGGUAGAGGGUGCUGAACACCGACCAGAUCAAGUGGUCUCGAGGUGGGGGUAGCGGCGCCCCCAGCGUGAGGGCCGUGUGGGCGGUGCCGUCGGCCUUGUUGGGCGUCGGGGCCCGGGGGUCCUCGCGGGGGUACGACGUGUCCAUGGGUUCCAGCGCCGUCUCCUCGCUCGGACUCCUGCUUCGAGGGUGGGCGCCCCGGCCGCUUAUAGUCCCCGCCGCCGCCCGGCUGACCGGCCCGCCGCUAAAUUUAACGACAAAUGACAGCCCGGGGCUGAGCGGUCGCCCCGCCCGCCCCGCCGCCCGCCGCCCCGCCUGCGCGAGCCCACCCCCCAACCCCCGCAGAGUCCCCCUCCCCCCCAGAAAGCCCCGCUCCCCGCGGAGAAACACUGACCCCGUAGAGGCUGGGGGCCGGUGCGGGGCCACCAGAGCCCCUCCUGUCCGGGUAGUCCAGCCUAGGGAGCCCCCUGCAAGGCUGCUGGUGGGGCCAUGCGGUGGCUGCGGUCUGCCCCUCAGAGCCCCCGCCCCCGCCGACGAAAGGAGGCGGACGCACCAGCUCAGGGCCAUGGUGGGUGGGCCGCUGCCUCGGCUUGAGGGCAGGGCUAGGCGGGGCUCCUCAGGACCAGGGCUGCUGAAACCACAGCCCCUCUGUCCCCAGAACUGCCCGCAUCACCUGGUCAUCAGUGCCCACCCUGCCGGGUGGAAAAGAACAGUGCUCAGGAGAGAACAGCGGGGAAGAGGGAGAGCGGGGGUGGGGGGGGUGGCCUGUUGGGGGACCAGCUGUGACCUGGACUGUUACUGUGCGGGCGCUACAGUGAGCUCUCCAGGGCCUGCUCUGGGGACUGCCCUCCUCCCUCCCAAGCUGUCAGCUGCUUCUCAGGCUCCUUUGCUGGUUGCUUCUCCUGAAUCCAGAGCUAGGGGGCUGGGAGGGCGGGGCUGAGCUUGUGUCCGCACCCCGGUCUCAUCUCCCUCCAGAGGGCCCAGCAGCCUGUUGGCUAAAAUGCCAUCUAUGUGCCCGUCAAUCACAUUUAUGUCAAAGGGCCAGAUUGCCGUGCUCCGCGGAGGAGGGCUCCCAGGGUCUCCAGCCUAGCUCCUCAAUAGGAAACCUCAGGCUCUCCCAAACCUUCUGUCUGAGCUGGGACUCCCAUAGCAAAGUACCCGGACUAGCGGCUCACAAAUAAUAGAAAUUUAUGUCUCACAUUUCUGGAGCCUGAAGGUCUGAGAUCAGGGUGCCAGCGUGGAUGGGUGCUGGUGAGACCCGCUUCCUGGUUGCAGAGGGCCGACUUCUCAGGGCUCCUCACUGGUGGAAGGAGCUGCGAAGCUCUGUGGGGUCCCUUUUAUAAGAGCACUGACCCUACCAUGAGGGGUCCACCCUCAUGACCUAACCACCUCCUAAUACCGUCACUUUAGAAUUUCAGUGGGGGAGGGGGACACAAGUGUUCAGUCCACUGCACCCUCUGCCCGGUCUCUGCGGGCACAGCUGGUGGCCGCUCCACCCGUCCAACUGCUCAGGACAAAAGCAUUGGCUUACGCCUGCACCUUCUGCCGCUCACACCGGAUCCAUUUGGUCCCACCUUCCAGAAUGUGCAGAAUCUCACCCCCACUGUGACCUCUGAGACCAAGCCACUCUCACCUUCUCCUGGGUUAGCGGGCCCCCCUCCUCGGCGUUCUCACUACUCCAGCCAGAGUGAUCCUGUUACAACAGAAAACAAGUUGUGCCCCCUGCGCCCCCCAAGGGCCCCCACCUCACUCCAGAUCCAGAGUCACUGCAGUGGCUCACAGGCCCUGCAGGGUUACUCCAGGCCACGCUCCUGGACUCUGAGAAGGACAUUGAAUAGGGAGGCUCUUUGUGUCCAACCCUGAAGAAGGGAGGAAAAGAACAGGAUGGGGUGGCAGUAGAAGCUGAGCUGCAGUAAGGCCCAGCAAAGGCCUGAGCUGAGCCCGCAGGAGCUCUGGAGCUUGGAGGACAUUUGAGACGUGUCCAAAGCAGGGCGACAUUCUGCUCACCGCCAGCCACCAGCUCUGCUAGGCCCAGUGGGCCGCGGUGUGAUGCGGCCCCUUCUCCAAGAGACCUAGGCCUUGGCCACCGUGACCGCCUUGGGGCAAGAGUGCUGCACUUGGCCAUUUACCAUAACACUGGGCAAGAGGGGGCCCAGUGUGGAGCAUCCCUCCCUCCUCCUGCAGACCAGAGUCAAGUGGCCCUGCCUGUGACCCAGGCGUGGGAAACAAAGGGGCAUCCAGAGAUCGUAGGUCAACGGCACCUUUUUGUGUCGCCUGAAGGAAGCUUUGGGAGACAGAACUUCUGAACCCACAAAGCCCAGAGCAGCAGGGCUGGAGAACGUGAAGGCACCAGUGGUCCAGGAAGUGAAGAGGCAGAGCUGCCCGGUCCUGCCCUGGGGCCCUGGGCCCAUGUACUCUACCCACAGCCACACGGCACCUCCUAACGGCCUUUGACCUGAGGGCUAACUGCGGCCAGGAGGGGUGCCCACCCUCUGCUUGGUGCAGUGGGGUGGUAAGGUGUGGGACGUGACUGGCAGACCUGAGCCUGUGUUCCCAUCCCUGGGGAUGACAUAUGACGUGGACUCCUGUGCAGGGUCGGUGCUCCGAGUUCCUGAGGGCUACACGCUGCCCCUCUGGGGACAAGGGUCCAAUGAAAGUAACUCGCUUGCAGCUCUGCCCCUCACCCCGGUGUUCAGGCCACUCCUGAUUGGGCUGGAGUGCAGGACCAAUCCUGUGGCCAGCCGUCUCCCUCACACUAAGCUGACCAAUGGAGAACCGGGCUGGGAAUUCUUCCUUCCCCAUCAUCUGGUCCCAGACGGAUCCCCCUGUAGCCCCAGAUGUGAGCAGAGAGACAGGCCUUGGGAAGCAGUGGUGGAUGACACAGGGUCAGGACAACCUGCUUGUUUGACCUGGAAUGGUGCACGUCCAGCCUCGAAAGCAUUGCUGCUGGACUAAACUGUCAACUGAAAGACAAACACACAAUGCAAGAACUGUGAGGUAAGUUUUAUUAACAGUGUUACUGAGGACUAUAGCCUGGGAAGCAGCCUCUUGGUGCCUCUGAGAAACUGUAACAGGAAGAACAGACCUGGCACCACCUCCCCCAACACCCAUUCUUCGGCCUAUGUAGUCCAUCACUUUCGUCCCCACACGCCAGGAGUUAAACAGUAGAGAAAUGUUGUUUGUUCCCAAAUAGCCCAUUAAGUUCCCUGAAGAACGUUCCCAUCCCACGGUCCUGGGUUACUUAUGGCCAUUACUUGUUGUAGAUAAGUUUGCUUUCAGCCUGGAAACCUUGCAAAUAAGCAGAGAUAAGACUGUAAAGUAAAAAUAACUGCUAAGGACUUGAGGAUUUGCAGGCGCCUUGUGAUCCAGCCUGCGUGAGCAAGCAGAAGAACGAAGCAAUGCUGCGCUUCCUUGAAGGCCAGGUGGCUCUGAGAAGUCUGCAAUCUGCCUUCACCCUCUAAUCUCAGAUGGUUCUUUAGGAACCAUCUUCUUGGUUUGCUGGCCUCUGAUUAAAGUCACUACUUCUUCCCCA